Suncus etruscus (white-toothed pygmy shrew) is the source of this 1307-nucleotide messenger RNA. It is a transcript of the gene CDK2AP2, whose product is annotated as cyclin dependent kinase 2 associated protein 2. Gene Ontology annotation, cellular component: nucleus; microtubule; cytoplasm. The transcript is spliced from 4 exons. The record is from RefSeq and is a predicted model, not a curated record. Gene Ontology annotation, biological process: regulation of microtubule cytoskeleton organization; negative regulation of G1/S transition of mitotic cell cycle. NCBI's taxonomy places the organism in Eukaryota, Metazoa, Chordata, Mammalia, Eulipotyphla, Soricidae. The coding region runs from base 485 to 868 and encodes 127 amino acids.
GCUCGGCACGUCAAAGCGCUGCGUCGGUGCGGCGCGCGGAGCUGCGGGGGGAAAGGCACCCAGCUUGGUUGUGCAAGCGCCGGGAAGAAGAAAAAAAAACCUUUAGCCUAUUGAAGUGGGUCCGGCUCCCCGGUUGGUUCCGCCUCUCGGGCCCCGGGACUCACCGGACCGCGAGCGCACCGGGCCGGGCCGCGAACUCGCCAAUUGCGGAGCUUCACCGGCCACCGCCCAAUCCGGAACAGACAGGUGCGAGGUCCGGGCGGCGCCAACCAAUCAGCGGCGUUUGCGGCCUGGAGGGGCGCCUGAGUGACGGCUAGGCGGGCCAAUCGGGAGCCGCGCAGCCCUUGCGCCCGCCCACCCUUCCGGUCGGGUGCUAUUUACAAGGGGCGUGCACGCCGCCUGCCAAUCAGAGCGCGGCUCGGCGGCCAGGCAGCCAACCCCGGAGGAGCGGCCGGCCGGCGUCCGCCGCACCCAGGAGUUGGGGAUGUCCUACAAACCCAUCGCCCCCGCCCCCAGCAGCACCCCCGGCUCCAGCACCCCAGGGCCCGGGACUCCGGUCCCGACAGCGGGGAGUGUCCCCUCGCCGUCGGGCUCGGUGCCGGGAGCCGCCGCCCCGUUCCGGCCUCUGUUUAACGACUUUGGGCCGCCCUCCAUGGGCUACGUACAGGCGAUGAAGCCACCCGGCGCCCAGGGCUCCCAGAGCACCUACACGGACCUGCUGUCGGUCAUUGAGGAGAUGGGCAAAGAGAUCAGGCCCACCUACGCGGGGAGCAAGAGCGCCAUGGAGCGCCUGAAAAGAGGUAUCAUUCAUGCCCGGGCCCUAGUCAGAGAGUGUCUAGCCGAGACAGAGCGGAACGCCCGCACGUAACCCCCCCAACUCAGAGCCGCAUCUGGACGUGCCCGGCCACUACAGAGCACCUGCUUCUCCCUGGCCUUCACCCCGAGUUGCACUUCCCAGCCUGGGCCUCGUGACCUGUGUCCCCCCACGAGGGGGGAUGCCCUCAAGGACCAGGGAUCAGUGCUCAAGCCAGUCGGCAGCGUUCACGGGGACUCCCCCAGCCCCAGUUAUAUAGCAGCGAAUUUCUCCACACCCACCUCCAGUCCUGCAGACAUUGGUGGUGGAGGGGGGUGUCCCACUGGAGCUCCCGUCCUCUCCCCUUCAAACCAAUGUCUUCCGGGCUGGGCCCUGCUGGCCCACCACCUCCCUGCCUUGUCUCCUAGGCCAUAAUCACUCUUUUUCUCAGUGUGUCUUUUGCUAAAUAUGCCCUUUUUGUAUAAAUAAAGGAUAAUUUGAAGUUGUGCUCUUA